UUAGGCUGAAACCUAAUAUUAUUUUCCAAUAUCUCUUUUAAAUGUCUCCUUCUACUGCUUUUUACUCCAAGAACCAUUUGGAAAAAAUAUCAUGGAGAUAAUUAAAUAGGUAUUACGAAAAAUAAGAUUAAACGAUAAGUAAUACUUAUUAUGUUUAAGUAUUUGUUAUGUAAUUUUCUAUUAUUACUAACAGAAAAAGGGGUCCACAGAUUUUGCAUCACACAUUAAUAUAUAUUUGUAGCUGUGUGGAUAGUGUUAAUUGAUUUCAAAUUUAAAGUAAAUUUCAACAGAUUCUGAUUAUCUAACUUGUUAUUGCAUAUUUUAUUUUGUACUUUGUUAUGAUUUUGUCAGGUGUGAAAUUAAUUACUUUUGAUGCUACAAAUACUCUGUUAAAAUUUAAAAAACCUCCAUGGGACUACUAUACAGCUGUUGCUCAGCAAUUUGGUUACACUAUAGACAAUGAAAGAGUAAGAAUACAAUUUCUGGAUAGUUUAAAUAAAUUAAGUAAUGAACAUCCAAAUUUUGGGAGAAAAUCUAUAAAAUGGGAAAAGUGGUGGAGGUGUAUUGUCCAAUUAACAUUUCAAGAUACUAUUCCCAAUGAUAAAAUAACAGAAAUUGGAAAUAUUUUAAUUCAUGACUUCACAACAUCAAAGUGUUGGUGUCCCGCUAAAGGUGCUGAAGAGUUAUUGCAAUAUUUACAUAAAAAAAAUGUCUGUGUGGGUGUAAUAUCUAAUUUUGAUCCUCGCCUUCAUCAAAUAUUAUGUAACUUUAAAAUAAAGUCAUAUUUAAAGUUCAUUUUAACAUCAUAUGAAAUAGACUCUAGUAAACCUAACAAAAUUAUAUUUGACCGAGCACUCAAGCAAUCUAUGUCAAAUGUAAGCCCAUUUGAAUGCCUUCACAUUGGAGAUAAUUUAGAAAAAGAUUACCUGGGUGCAAAGAAUGCUGGUUGGCAUGCAAUACUUAUUAAUGAAAACAUCACAGAAAAAGAUAUUAAUUUGUUGAAUCUCACUGAAACUAGUCACAAUCAAAUUUUGUUUAAUAAUUUGGAGGAGCUCAAUGAUACAUUAAAGAUUAAAAUGGAUAAACAUUGAAUGGAAGCAAUAAUAAUAUCUAGUAACCAACUAAGCUAUAUCACUGUUUAAAUUUUAAUGUCCUGUUAAUUUUACAUAAAAAAAACUAUCUGAUGGUAGUUUUUGUUGUUGUGUGUUUGUUGUGUUAAUUAAAAUGUAAUAAAUAA
Leptidea sinapis is the source of this 1237-nucleotide messenger RNA. RefSeq names its product rhythmically expressed gene 2 protein-like. The transcript has a single exon. The record is from RefSeq and is a predicted model, not a curated record. Lineage: Eukaryota; Metazoa; Arthropoda; Insecta; Lepidoptera; Pieridae. Bases 339 to 1091 code for a protein of 250 amino acids.